Messenger RNA from Auxenochlorella protothecoides, 1251 nucleotides. RefSeq names its product GDP-mannose-dependent alpha-mannosyltransferase. The transcript is spliced from 7 exons. The coding region runs from base 1 to 1251 and encodes 416 amino acids. Gene Ontology annotation, molecular function: glycosyltransferase activity. The record is from RefSeq and is a predicted model, not a curated record. NCBI's taxonomy places the organism in Eukaryota, Viridiplantae, Chlorophyta, Trebouxiophyceae, Chlorellales, Chlorellaceae.
AUGGGCCUGCCCGCCCCUCCCAAACGCAUCUGCAUCCUGGUGGAACCCUCCCCCUUCACCUACGUGUGUGGCUACAUGAACCGGUACCGCAACACCAUCCGGUACCUGAAGGAACUGGGGUGUGAGGUGCUCAUUGUUACCCCGGGCAAGAGCGUCGCCUCCACCGACGACUCCCAGCGCCAGCCUGAAGAGUUCUGCGGGGCCAAGGUGGUGGAGGCCAUGUCCUUUGCCUUUCCCUGGUAUGCAAAGCUGCCGCUCACCUUUGGGCUGUCCCCACGCAUCUACAAGGAGGUCAAGUCCUUCCAGCCCAACAUUGUGCACUGCACCUCCCCCGGCACCAUGAUCCUGGCCGGCCUGCUUUACGCCCGUCUGCUCAAGGUCCCCUUGGUCUACGCCUACCACACCCACGUGCCCGACUACAUGCCAAGGUACAACAUGCAGCUGCUGGUCCCCGCGCUGUGGCGGGUGCUGCAGUACUUCCACCGAGCAGCGGCGCUGACCCUGGUGACCUCCGGCGUGAUGAAGGGGGUGCUGGAGCGGGCCGCGGUGGCGCCCCCCGCCGCCAUCCAGGUGUGGAAGAAGGGCGUCUGCUGCGACACCUUCAACCCGCGCUUUGCCAGCGAAGAGGCCCGCCGAAAGAUGCUGGGAAGCCAUGGCGAGGGGCCCCUCCUGCUCUGCGUGGGCCGGCUGGGCGUGGAGAAGAACCUCACCUUCCUCAAGGACGUGCUCAAGGGCGUGCCCGGUGCACGCCUGGCGCUCGUGGGCGACGGGCCGGAGCGUGCAGCGCUGGAGGCGCACUUUGCCGGCACCGCCACGACCUUUGUGGGCAUGCUGCACGGCGCAGAGCUGGCCGCCGCCUACGCCUCGGCAGACGUCUUUGUCAUGCCCUCCGAGAGCGAGACGCUGGGGUUUGUGGUGCUAGAAUCGAUGGCUUCGGGGACGCCCGUCGUGGCAGUGGAGGCUGGGGGCAUCCCGGACAUCCUCUGCAAGCCUGGGGUGACAGGGUUCUUGUACCGAUCUGGGGACGUGGCAGCGGCUGUGGCGGCUGUGCAGAAGCUAGUGGCUAACGACCAGCUCAGGGCCCAGGUGGCCGCCGCCGCCAGGGAGGAGGUGGGCCUGUGGGAUUGGAGGGCAGCCACGCAGUACCUGCUACAGUAUCAGUACCCCAUGGCCAUCGCCGCUGCGGCAGCGGCGGGCCUGGGGCGGAAACAAGCCGCGCUGGCUGCGGGACCGACGCCCGCACUCGCUUGA